Molecule: messenger RNA, 1602 nt
Organism: Psilocybe cubensis
Lineage: Eukaryota; Fungi; Basidiomycota; Agaricomycetes; Agaricales; Agrocybaceae
Exons: 11
Coding region: 1-1602 (533 amino acids)
Source: RefSeq, a predicted model, not a curated record
AUGUCGAACGAUGAGACCACCCCGCUGUUGAACAAGAUGAAGUCAGACUCGGCGGAUAAUUUGAGGGGCAAUAUCCGCACGUACCCACCUGCGUCCGAGGACGGGCACAGGACCCUUGUUUUGUUGUUCGAUGGAACGGGCGAUACUGAUAAUGACAAUGAUAUCUCCAAUGUUAUUGCGUUGAAAAAUAUGCUCCAUCCGUUGGAGGACCACAAGAAGCAGCUGGUGUACUACCAGACAGGUAUCGGGACGUAUGACGCGUACAUCCCUUGCUUGACCAUCAAGAUUCCAUUCAUUGGCGAGCUGUCUAGGUUACUGGACAGCGCUAUAGCUUGGAGUUUGUCUUAUCAUGUUGUAGGUGGGGUGAAUUUCCGCGGUCUAGUUUAUCUGCGUACUGCUGACGGGAUACUUGGUGUAGAGGCUUACCAAUGGCUUAUUGAUCAUUACCAGGAAAAUGAUAAGGUUUGCCUGUUUGGUUUCUCCCGGGGUGCAUACACCGCUAGAGCUGUCAGUGCGAUGAUCAAUAAAGUCGGUCUGCUUCCUCGGGCCCUCAAGGACAAAGCCAAGGAUGCAUAUAAUUCGUUUGCGAGACAAGGCUGUGGUAAAUGGAAGGAUUCCGAGGCCUUCCGCAAGGAGAACGCUUGCAGAGAUGUUAUCAUGGAAUUUGUUGGCGUCUGGGAUACAGUGAACUCGGUCGGCAUCAUCAGCGCACGGAAGCUCCCGUACACUGCGAGCAAUAGCUCUGUGCGUACGUUCAGGCAUGCAGUGUCAUUGGAUGAGCACCGUGCGCGCUUCCGCUCGAAUAUGUGGAACCCACCCUCAACCGAUCCGAAGAAGCAGCCGUGGCCCCUGGUGACUGAUGUUGACCAGGUCUGGUUUGCAGGUGCUCACUGUGAUGUCGGAGGAGGAUCUGUUCCCAACGGUACUCGCCCUAAUCUGGCACACAUACCUCUGAGAUGGAUGGUCCGGGAAUGCUUCAAAGCAAAGACUGGGAUAACGUUUGAUCCAGCAGAAAUUAGUGCCAUUGGAAUAAACCCAGACGCGCUCUACCCUGAGGUGCUGGAGCGCCCUGCUGCUCUUGAGCCCACGCCAGACUUGAAGCCGUCGACAGUCACCGUUAAAAAACCGGGUGUCGCUCAGCACGCUGGAUCAUGGCUCAAAAGCUGGUUUUCCACCCCUCGCGCACCCGAAACCCAAGACUACAGAGUGUACACUGAAGAACAGCUUGAUCUUAUGGAUGCGUUGGCACCAAUAUACGACCAGUUGAUUAUCCACAAGAUGAAGUGGUGGCUCUUGGAGCAUAUAUGGCUGAAGGGCUACUCGCCGCAAGAGAAGCGCGAUGUGUGGCGGAGGAACUUGGGACGUGGGCGGACGAUUCUCCCGCCUGUUGAUGCAGACCUCACAGACCCGGUGAAGGCCAAAGCGAAGCAUCAGGUCCCUCUGGAUCCACGAUGGGCGAAGCUUCGCGUUCAUAGGACGGUACGCACGCGUAUGGCGUGUGUGGGGGAUGAUAAGCAUCCGCCAUAUAUUCCUAAAGCGCUUAUGAAUGGAGAAACUACGUUGGAUAAGUUGGAACCUGCGCUGAUUCAAUGGGUGGAUUAA